CUUACCUGUACGUCUACCGCGACCAGCUUAGACAUUGUAAAUACUAGCAUGGAAAAAGAAAAAUGGGAGAACCAAGAGGCAGAAAGCGACGAUGAUUCAGAGAAUGACCUUGAUUACCAGCCAGAUCCCGAAGACGAAGAAGAAUCGGAUCACGAGAGCCAGUCAGCGCACUCUGAAGACGAAGAAGCUGAGACUACGACAUCAAAGAAGCGAAAACGGCCCACUGAAGUGGUGUCUAGCCUUCCGCAAGCAGUUGCGACAGAUGAUGCUGAAAGAGAGAGGAAGAGACGUAUUGAUGCUAUUUGGGCUGAAAUGAAUUCUCCUUCUACUGUCGAAAAAUCCACCAAGCAGCCACUGGAUGAUAUUUCUUCGUCCAUGAAUCGUCCUAGUGACGCUGCUAAUCAAGCAGAUUCCAAAAACGCCAGCAAAAUUCCCACACCUGUGUCGUCCGGGGCAUCAUCACCAGCUGAUUCAACACCUGCUUUGAAAAAACCAACCAUUGCCCGACCGAAAUCCAAUCUUUCCGCGUUGGUCAGUCAAUACAACAUUAAGACGCCAAAGAUGAAUACUUUGGACAAGAGUAAAUUGGACUGGCAGGGUUAUGUGGAUCGAGAGGGCAUUCGUGACGACCUCAAGUAUAAGAACAAGGAUGGAUACAUGGAAAAGGUUGCUUUCUUGCAGCGUGUGGAUGACCGUCGCAUCCAAGAUCUUAAGGCUGGUCAACGAUCAGCGCCCAAAAAGAAAUAAUUGCAUCUACUUUUUUGUUGUAGUAUUAUUUAGUAUUGACUACUGUACAGCACACUUCCCUUCCAACUCUUUUCACAUCAUGUAUACUAACUCGCCAAAGCCCAAAAUUACAAAAAUAUAUAAACGGGAAAACGUUCACUAC
This is a messenger RNA of Umbelopsis ramanniana AG, 889 nucleotides long. RefSeq lists its product as uncharacterized. The coding region runs from base 49 to 747 and encodes 232 amino acids. Lineage: Eukaryota; Fungi; Mucoromycota; Umbelopsidomycetes; Umbelopsidales; Umbelopsidaceae. The transcript is spliced from 5 exons. The record is from RefSeq and is a predicted model, not a curated record.